Morus notabilis is the source of this 495-nucleotide messenger RNA. RefSeq lists its product as uncharacterized. Lineage: Eukaryota; Viridiplantae; Streptophyta; Magnoliopsida; Rosales; Moraceae. The coding region runs from base 1 to 495 and encodes 164 amino acids. The record is from RefSeq and is a predicted model, not a curated record. The transcript has a single exon.
AUGGCUUGCUAUUAUAUGAUGGCGAGCAUGUCCACUGUGCUACAAGCACAACAUGAAGAUUGCAUAACUGCUCUUGAGGACUUGUUCGGUGGCAAAGCCGUUGAAAAACGUCAAGAACCCCUAAGUAAUCUCAUUAAUUGUACACAGAAGGCUGGGUCUUCAAUAAAUGAACAUAUGCUUAAGGUGAUGAGAUAUUUGGCUGACGCUCAAACCAAUGGGGCCGACAUCAAUGCUGAGUCUCAAUUGACCAUGAUCUUUGAGACUUUAUCGAAGGAGUAUAUUCCAUUUAGGGAAACAUUCAAUUUGAGCACUAAACAGAAUAUAACCCUGACAGAGUCGAUGCAAGAACUCCAAAAGUUUGUGCGGAUGAUCAAAAGGUCAACUAUAGUGAAGGCCAAUUUGGCUGAGGCAUCUUCCUCCAAACCCUCUCUAGGGAAUGGAAAGAAGAAGCAAGGGACCAAGAAGGAUAGUUUUUCAGUUCUGCCAAACAAGUGA